Sycon ciliatum is the source of this 1983-nucleotide messenger RNA. RefSeq names its product procathepsin L-like. Gene Ontology annotation, cellular component: lysosome. The transcript has 4 exons. Gene Ontology annotation, biological process: positive regulation of peptidase activity; positive regulation of apoptotic signaling pathway; immune response. Gene Ontology annotation, molecular function: cysteine-type endopeptidase activity; cysteine-type endopeptidase activator activity involved in apoptotic process. The record is from RefSeq and is a predicted model, not a curated record. The coding region runs from base 179 to 1255 and encodes 358 amino acids. NCBI's taxonomy places the organism in Eukaryota, Metazoa, Porifera, Calcarea, Leucosolenida, Sycettidae.
UUGUGACAAAACUCAAAAUUGACCCAUUCAUGGCCAAAAGCUAGGAUACUUUACCUAGCUUUUGAUACUUUGUCAAAAGCUAGGAUAUCAUCUCUUUCUGAAUGGACUGAUAUCGUCAAAGCGUACCAAAAAAACUGCAAGCUACGCAUACGCUCACUGAGGGUUCUACUGUAGUAACAUGAACAGAGCCGCCGUCAGGAUUUUGCUCCUUCUAUUUUGUUGUUGUUCGCCAAAUUUCAUCUCUCUCGCUUCCGUUCGCUCGUUCGCAAAGAUGAAGUGCUUGAUCGUUCUGGCGCUGGUCGCCGCCGUAUCGGCCAAGUCCGUACUGGAGGAGCUAAAGAUCUCCGAGGAGUGGGAUACCUUCAAGACCCAGUUCGAGAAGCUGUACGGUACCGAAGAAGAGGAGGUCCGCCGCUACACCAUCUUCAAGGGCGAGGCCCGCAAGAUCGAGAUGAUCAACGCCCAGAACCUGACCUUUCAGCUGGGAGUCAACCAGUUUGCCGACAUGACCGAUGAGGAGUACGCACAGAUGCUUGGCUAUCGCCAGGACAAGUCUCUGAGCAGCGCCGAGUCUUUCGUUGGCAGCCCUGACGUGAAGCCGCCCGCCGAGGUCGACUGGGUCGCCAAGGGAUACGUCACACCAAUCAAGAACCAGGGCGCAUGUGGCUCCAGCUGGGCGUUCAGCACGACCGGCUCCACCGAAGGCCAGCACUUCAAGAAGACUGGCAACCUUGUCUUGCUGUCCGAGCAGAACCUGAUUGACUGCAGCCAAAAGGAGGGUGAUCGUGGCUGUGGCGGAGGUUUCAUGGACUAUGGCUUCAAGUACAUCAUCGAGAACCACGGCAUUGACACAGAGGAGAGCUACCCUUACACGGCCAAGGCCGGUACAUGCCGCUUCAAGGAGUCCCACGUCGGCGCCACCCUCACCAGCUACAAGGACGUCCUGCCCCGCAAGUCCGAGAGCGCCCUGCAGGAGGCUGUUGCCUCGGUUGGCCCAGUGUCGAUUGCCAUCGACGCCUCAUCGACGUAUUUCCGCUACUACAAGCACGGAGUCCUGAUCGACAACAAGUGCACCAACGCUUACCCGAAUCACGCUGCCCUGGUUGUCGGCUACGGUGUUGAGGAAGAGCAGGACUACUGGCUGGUCAAGAACACCUGGGGUACCAGCUGGGGAGACAAGGGAUACAUCAGGACGGCACGUAACCAUGACAACAUGUGCGGGAUCGCCACGGACGCCAGCUAUCCGAUCGCCUAAGCACACAUCGCCGGGACAGCGCCGUCAAAGAAAAAGCGCUCGCACACGCCUUUGUCGUGUGAUGUUGUAACUUAUCUACCAUCAGUAUAGCUGAUUGCCACCGCCACAGCUGCUGCUGCUGCUGCUGCUGCUGCUGCUUGUGUGGCGCAAUCUUCCUUACACUAUCAGCCCGGAUCAUCCAUUCGCGCUAUGAUCCAAGCUUGCAGCCUAUAUCAAUCCUAUCUUCUGAAAAUUGUGGUCAGCUUGCUGUCUGAUGAUCGAUUAAAACCGUGAAACUCAGAGUUACAGAAGAAACGCUUUUCAUCCCUCUCAAGUGUGUUUAUUUUAUAUAAUGUAUAAUAUUAUUUCACCGUCCAAUGGCAGAAGCCAAUGCAAAGGAGGGGGCGUUAGCCCUCCAUGGCAAGAGAAGGAAAAAAAGAAAAGAACAUAAUUAUGUGACUCCCGUCCUGAAUCCGACAAAUGGCAUACCAGUCUAACUGUACAAUGUAGCUAGUGUGUUCAGCAGUAGCAGCAGUCGUCCCCUUUAUUCUCAUUCUCCUGUUCUUCUCUGCUGUACUGGCAUUGUCAAGGUUUACUGUCUCGCUCUGCCAACGUCACUGUGCGUGAUCAUGUAUGUCGCUGUGUUCGACAGUUUUGACUUUUCUCCGAGUUUAUGUGGGCCAGUUCUGGGAUGCUGUUUGCCGCUGUGAGCGUUUUGUUCUCUUUCGUAAAAUCGAUACUGGACUCUG